Punctularia strigosozonata HHB-11173 SS5 is the source of this 1695-nucleotide messenger RNA. RefSeq names its product conjugated polyketone reductase C1. The transcript is spliced from 8 exons. The coding region runs from base 651 to 1574 and encodes 307 amino acids. NCBI's taxonomy places the organism in Eukaryota, Fungi, Basidiomycota, Agaricomycetes, Corticiales, Punctulariaceae. The record is from RefSeq and is a predicted model, not a curated record. Gene Ontology annotation, cellular component: cytosol. Gene Ontology annotation, molecular function: aldose reductase (NADPH) activity.
CGAACGGCAGGAUCAAUGACAGACCACAUCAGGGCUCAAAUCCCGACACCACUUGGCUGAUCGCCAGUGGCCACCGUGCCUUCGUUUCGUCUUCACUCCACACAUUCCGUGAUUUGCAUACUCGAGCGAGAGGCUUCGCUGGGUGUUAUCUCGCGCUCGACACUUCUCAAUUCCAAGCCGGAUCCAAAGUCAUCAAAAGUUGGAGGAUAUAUCAGAGGGCUGGCGUGCAGCACCCUCAGACCUGGACCGGCGCGAACAACUCGUACACGGGAUCGCCUCCGCGCCUUCGAAGCAUUGCACCCAUCAAUCUGAUAGAAUUCUCCACCACACUUUUGUGUUCACCCCUGCCACAUUUCGUACUCCGUCAAUCUCCGACGAGUUGCUAUUAUCGUGCUGCCUGCCACACACUGCACUCGUCCGACCCACCACGAUCCGUCGACCCACGUAUACUCGACAUCGCCUGGACUCGCGUUCUUCGUCAGCAUCGGACAGAUCGGGCCGGAAGGCGCGAUUCGCGACCCUUCUCAGCCCAUUGCUCCCCCAGAUGAUGCCCCGCACGAUAAGAUAUUAUGACGUAGCCCAUCAGCAUACGAGUGAUAACUACUCGUACCUUUGACCCGGGGUCGAGUCGGUAGAGGACCGAAAUCAUCAUGGCCCACAUCUCCACCACAUUCAAGUUGCUCGAUGGCGCUGAGAUCCCUUGGUUGGCCUGGGGCACUGGCAGUGGCAAGGCAAGGACCGACCCCGUGGGGUUCGGGAAGCUGGUCAUCGAGGCGGGGUUGAGGCACAUCGACACCGCGCAGGGAUACGACAACGAGAAGGAGACCGGAGAGUUCGUCGCCGAGGCCGCGUCUUCGGUGCCUCGGGAGAAGAUUUGGAUCACCUCCAAGCUCUCGCACAAGGGUGAAGAUCCUGUGCCGGUUUCUGAGAUUCGUCAGAGUGUCGCGGAAACCACCGAACGUUUGGGCACAGUGCCAGAUCUCUUCCUAAUCCACAAUCCUUUCGUUCCUCCUGCGGGCGACUUGGUGGCUGCAUGGAAGGAGUUGGAGGCCUUGAAGGACGAAGGAAAGCUGAAGUCAAUCGGCGUCAGCAACUUCCGCCCCCAGGAUCUCGAGCUCAUCCUCGCGAACGCGAAACAUAAGCCAGUUGCGAACCAGAUCGAAUAUCAUCCAUAUGUGCUCACGCACCUGGAACCCGUGCUGGCCAUUCAUGAGCAGCAUGGCAUUGUUGUCGAAGCCUUCGGGCCCCUCGUGCCAUUGAUCAAGCACCCGAACGGAGGGCCGAUCAAGCCCAUUUUGGAGCGGAUCGCCGCCAGAUUGUCGAAGGAAAGCGGGCAAGCCGUAGAUGCUGCAACUGUCUUAUUGCUCUGGACGAAGGCAAUGGGCGUAGUCGCAGUCUCCAGCAGCGGAAACGCUGACAACAUCAAACGACUUGCCGCUACGUACACCUCGCCCCUGCAUCUCACUUCGGAAGAGGUCAAGGAGAUAUCGGACGUCGGUCGCACGGUACACUUCAGGCACUAUACCGAGCACAUGGAAGUUGACUUCCCUCUGCCCAAUCUACCCUCUCAAUGAGAACGAGAUUUCGGUCCAAGGAUAACGGAAGUGUAAUAACGAAUGUAUCGUAGGUUGCGACGUUUUUACGACACGAAUUCAAGAACCGCGAAUGCCAGCGUGGCAAUUUGCCAGUAAAGCG